GUAAUACAGUAGUCAUGAAAGUACCUUACUAUUGUCAAAAUGGCUUUAUAUAAGAGAAAUAUUCAUUACUUUGCCGUAGGCUUACUACUUUCUUUAUAUCCAGUUGAACCAGUUUCUGCAAUAAGAUGCUACGCAUGCAAUUCUGAUACUCAACCGGAAUGUAUUUCGGCUGCUGACCAAGAUAAAUUUAUAAUUGAAUGUUCGUCGUAUGUAAGCAACACGAAAAGUUUAAUGUUUUCAAGCUUCUACGAACAUGCCGCUAAAGCGAAAGCAGUUGUUGAGUACGAUUGUGCAUCUGCAAGAGGAAUUUCGACUAAGGAUGGCAGAACUAUUGUUCAAAGGGGAUGUGCGAUAAAACCAGUGACUUGUGAAACCUAUAAAAUUAUAUUCGCAGUUGGUGAUGGUAAAGGAAAUGGUUUUCAAGUUGACACUUGCAAUCGUUGUAGCACCAGUCUUUGUAAUUCAUAUCCUUAAACUCCAAGCGUUUAUCCUUUAAUUUUAUCAAUAACUCUUGUGAAACGAGAGCAUCAAGAAUAAAAGAAAUUUUAAUGUAUCGAGCUUGAAUAAUUAAUUACUUUCCAUGUUUUACUUUUGGAAAAUAAACGUGUUAUUGAGAUACUUUUAUUAUCUGACUGAUAAAGUCUCCUGAAUAUCACAUGAGUCAUAGAUCUAAUAUUCUGAUAAUAAA
Messenger RNA from Phymastichus coffea, 688 nucleotides. RefSeq lists its product as uncharacterized. NCBI's taxonomy places the organism in Eukaryota, Metazoa, Arthropoda, Insecta, Hymenoptera, Eulophidae. The transcript is spliced from 4 exons. The record is from RefSeq and is a predicted model, not a curated record. The coding region runs from base 40 to 474 and encodes 144 amino acids.